Molecule: messenger RNA, 1583 nt
Organism: Patiria miniata (bat star)
Lineage: Eukaryota; Metazoa; Echinodermata; Asteroidea; Valvatida; Asterinidae
Gene: wrap73
Product: WD repeat-containing protein WRAP73-like
Exons: 12
Coding region: 110-1468 (452 amino acids)
Biological process (GO): mitotic sister chromatid segregation; protein localization to mitotic spindle pole body; microtubule anchoring at mitotic spindle pole body
Cellular component (GO): mitotic spindle; microtubule organizing center; MWP complex
Molecular function (GO): protein binding
Source: RefSeq, a predicted model, not a curated record
GCUAUCCCAUCAACCUUUGCGAAGCGCCAAUUUUAAAGAUGGCGGAACAUCCGGUGUAUAAAAUUUUGUUUCGUUCGUAGAAAAUAUUUCCAUUUGUUGCCUUUUAGAUAUGAAUUUUUCUGAACCAUUUAAGCAGAGUAGUCAUAUAUGUAAAUUUUCACCCAAUGGGAAAUAUUUGGCGAACACCUUGCAGUACAGGCUGAUUGUACGAGAUGUCCAGUCUCUUCAGAUCCUACAGCUGUACACCUGUCUGGAUGCUGUCCAGCACAUUGAGUGGUCAUCAGACUCUGCUUUCAUCCUGUGCGGCAUGUUCAAGCGAGGCAUCGUGCAGGUCUGGUCGUUGGAACAGCCGGAGUGGACCUGCAAGAUCGAUGAAGGGUCAGCCGGCCUCAUCGCCGUACGCUGGAGCCCAGAUGGAAGACACAUACUAACUACUGCUGAAUUCCACCUUAGGAUCACCGUCUGGUCGCUGGUGACCAAAUCAGUGUCCUACAUCAAGUACCCGAAAGAAGCUAAACAGCCCUUACAUUUUAGUCGUGAUGGCAAGUACCUAGCACUGGCAGAGAGACGAGACUGCAAGGAUUUCAUCAGCGUUUUUGCCUGCAACACUUGGCAGUUAGUAAAGCAUUUUGAGACGGACACCAGAGACAUGGCCGGCCUGGAGUGGUCCCCCGACGGCAGAGUGCUCUGUGUCUGGGACUCCCUGCUUGAGUACAAGGUGCUGCUUUACUCCGUAGACGGCCGCUGUCUGGCUACCUUCAAGGCGUAUGACUAUGCCUUGGGGAUCAAAUCCAUUGCCUGGUCCCCGACAAGCCAGUUCCUUGCCAUCGGAAGUUUUGAUCAAAAGGUUCGUGUUUUGAACCAUGUGACGUGGAAGACGGUCGUGGAGCAUGCUCAUCCACCUAACCUUGACAGUGGUUCAGUUGUACUUUACAAAGAAGUCGAGAAGAGACCACAGUUAGUCAGAGAAGGCGGCCGGGGAGUCAGUAACCAGACCAACUGGAGGCCAGAUGCCAGCAUGUUCAGCGUCCAGAGUAAAUAUGAAGUCCUUACCGAGGGCUCCAUUCAGAUCCCGGUGGUCAAGCCAGACCCAGACAAAGCCAAUCCCAAGGUCGGAAUCAGCCAGCUGUCGUUCAGUCCAGACAACCGAUACAUGGCCUCCAAAAAUGAUAACAUGCCGAAUGCGUUGUGGAUAUGGGACGUACAGAAGCUAUGUCAGUCUGUGCUGUUGUUACAAGUCAACGCUAUCAAAUGUAUGCAGUGGGAUCCCAUCCGAGCAAGAUUAGCCGUGUGCACUGGUAACAACAAGCUGUAUAUGUGGUCCCCUGCUGGGUGCGUCUCUGUGGAAGUACCUGCUGAAGCGAGUUUCCAAGUGAACUGGUUGCAGUGGCAUCCGGAUGGUAACGCCAUCCUGCUGAUGAGCAAAGAUCAGAUGUGCGUCUGCUUCCUCUCUGAGGACUCGCCUUAAAGCACCUGUCAUCUACGCUUCUCGCUUACGCAAACAAAUCCAAGGUAUCUUUAUGGCACUUCUUAGUUCUCAACUGUGGAAAAGCUGAUGUUGCAUCUAACAAUAUGUACCUCUC